CAAGCCCACGUAUCUCAGCCUUUAUUCAGAGGAGAUGUUCUCCAACCCUCUGAGCAUCCUCUGGACCUGCUCCAACAGCACUGUGUCCUUCUUGUGCCAGAGGCCCCAGGCCUAGACACAGUGCUGCACUCAGGGUCUCCUAAGGGCAGAACAGAGAGAGACAAUCCCCUCCCUCUUCCUGCUGGCUACACUCCUGUUGAUGCAGCCCAAGAUACUUUGCCCUUCUGGGCUGCAAGUGCACUUUGCUGGCUCAGGUCCAACUUUUGGCCAUCACGACCACCCCAAGACCUUCUGAGCAGGGCUGCUGUCAGUGAGCUCUUCUGCCAGUCUGUAGCCAUAUCUGGGAUGGCCGCAAACCAAGUGCAACACCUUACACUUGGCCUGCUUGAGUCUCAUUAGAUUCACAUGUACAUAAUCAUCCAGAGGUAGCUGCAUAGAUUGUUUUGGCACUUUUAUCUUUUUUACUUCAAAAUUGCAUUACAAGUCCUGUCUUGAAGAUAGCUGUAAAGCAGCUGGAGAAUGGAAAAGUCCUGUUCAAAAUCAGAUAUGACAUGUUCAUUCUGGAUAGGAAUGUGCUUCUCAGUUAUACAACUAUCGUUCUGUAUUUAACUGCAUUUACAAGAUUUGUCUUGUUACCUUCAUGAGAGUUCACAGCUUAUUCGACACUUCCUCAGGCUAUAAAUUAUGGGUGCAUGCCUACUGAAGGGUGAUUUAUUAUUUAAAUAAAUAUUAAAAAAAAAUUACAUCCAUCCCACAUGUAGCUGGAAAGAGGCUUCUUUGUGCACCAAGCCUUUAAAUUGAGAGCAGCCGGGUACUUACUACUACCACUUUUUCAGAUCAUUUUGCUGAAGGAUCGCAGUCAGUUCCACUUGCCAUGAAGAGAGUUGCUCUUCUUUUCCUGGUAGUGAUCUGUGGCAUGGGAGGAUUGGGACAAAAGCUGAAACCAAAGAAGAGAAGCAAUGGUGAAGAAAUCAAUUUUCGGACUAAAAACAAAGAUGUCUGCACAAUGAGCAUAAGUGGGGAUGAAGAGAUGAAAGCAAGAAUUGAAUGCAAAGGCCAAGGCAAGUCCUACUGGUGUGAAUACACUGGUAUGCCAUUGCUUUGUAAUCCUUUCCGAAACAAUCCAAAAAUGUAUUGGAAUCAAAUCGCCAUGGAACUCAGAAAGCUCCCUCAUGCCUGCGAAUCUACACAAAUAUUGAAGGCCAGCAUGUGCCAAAAGGCUCCUGUGGAUGCUCUCAUGAAGCAAGUAGCUGCUGGCAUGGGGCCAGAAGACGUGGCAAAUCGGGACAAAUCAUCCCAGAAAACUUCAGCUUCUGUGAGAGGAGCUGGGAAGAGCUCUGUUAAGAAAAUGGGGAAACCUGCAAUGUUACCUCGUAUAAAACCAACCCAGCCUGGUCAAGGUUCUGAAAAUGAAAGCGAAGCAAUGAAACUGGCACGGGAACAUUGCUGGGAAUCCCUGCACGAGUUCUGCUCCUACAUUAUUGGCUUCUUUAGAGGUUAAGGAUUUACUUCAGGUAAAGCUCCAUCUUGCAGCACAGUAAAAUGUAUCUAAGAGUAACCCUGCCGUAAUUCUCUUUAUUUUAAUGUUGGGGAUCUUUCAGGGGGCAUGAAUAGGGGUGUUCCAAGAUCACUAACAAAUCUAAAGUUGGAAAUUCAUACUGUGGCUUCUGAAGAUUCACAGAACCUAAACUCCCCUGAAUACCUGGUAGCUCAGGACUCCCUGACUGACUGAGUCUUUAGUACAUACUGAGGUAAUUGUUCCAUCUGUUGAUAACAAAUUAGUGUCAUUUUGAGCAAGUUAUACGUUGCUGCAUCUUAGAAUUUAUGUCUGAAUCCUACAGUAUUUCAAUUCUAGCUGUUUGAAUUGGGCUCAUUUCUCCCUUCUGCCUUUUCUUCCCUCUUGCGCUGUUUUUGGAUUUAAGCCAGGAACAUGAUAAAUAACAAAUACAACAGAUGGAUGGGAAAAGUGCAAUUCAGAUCAUUAUAUUCAGAAUUUGGAAGAAUAAAGUUUGUUUAUCAGAACUGCUGCUUAGUAGUUAACCAUUUAAAUUUUAAAAGCAAUUCAUAAUCGACUUGCAGAAAUUAAUAAAACCAAAAACUGCGUCUGUUUCUGUAGCCUCACUGUCAUCCCCAUGCAGACUCCUCUGAUAAGUUCUCAAGUUUUCAGCCAAGCUACACAGUGGCAAAGCCCUCCAGAAGUAAUUGGCUUUAUACCUACUUACAUUUCACCUCAGAGAGAUUGCCAGGAGUAGGAAACUAAAGCUGAAAAAACUUUUGACAGAAAUGGGAGUAUACUUAGCAUGAGCCAGGGCUUAGUCCGCUCAUGUUCUUGGUUUGCUCCAUACAACCAAGUGACUAAUUUUUUCUCUUUGUUUUGCAGUUUUUUCCACAACUGAAGAAGGGUCCCUGCUGUAGUUUAAUAACUCAGACUUAAGAAUUUGGGUUUGAACUUGAUCAUCUCUAUAAAAGUUGUAGCUAUUUCUCUUUGCACUCCUAAAAUGAAACUUUUCAACAGCCCUGAAAGAAGCAAGAAUCAGAGUAACUGUACUUGGAUAUGAUGAUAAACCGACUCCUGCAUGUACUGCAUUAUGUAACUGAGGUUCCACUUCUGCUGGUCUUGAACAGGGCUUUGUGUGUGCUGAGCUGCUUUGCUGUGCUAGAG
Molecule: messenger RNA, 2662 nt
Organism: Lagopus muta (rock ptarmigan)
Lineage: Eukaryota; Metazoa; Chordata; Aves; Galliformes; Phasianidae
Gene: FGFBP2
Product: fibroblast growth factor binding protein 2
Exons: 1
Coding region: 875-1501 (208 amino acids)
Biological process (GO): cell-cell signaling
Molecular function (GO): growth factor binding
Source: RefSeq, a predicted model, not a curated record